Aspergillus saccharolyticus JOP 1030-1 is the source of this 2446-nucleotide messenger RNA. Its product is annotated as WD40 repeat domain-containing protein. The record is from RefSeq and is a predicted model, not a curated record. Gene Ontology annotation, biological process: proteasome-mediated ubiquitin-dependent protein catabolic process. The coding region runs from base 184 to 2241 and encodes 685 amino acids. Gene Ontology annotation, cellular component: Cul4-RING E3 ubiquitin ligase complex. NCBI's taxonomy places the organism in Eukaryota, Fungi, Ascomycota, Eurotiomycetes, Eurotiales, Aspergillaceae. The transcript has 6 exons. Gene Ontology annotation, molecular function: protein binding.
CCUCCAGCAUGGGCCAAACCGCGGCUUGCCCUCAAAAGUAGUACUAACCAACUUGCUGGCCAAUUGGGGUUCUGUGGCUUGUCUUGCUCUAAUCGACGGCUGAUUCGUUUGACUGGAGGCGUCUGUUAUGAGACCUGCUAUCUUUUUGCUGUCCACCCAACUCCCUCCCGCUUGUGGCUGAUAAUGAGCUCACCUGGUUCGCCCCCCGCUGCUGGCGGCGGCCCCCCCGGAUCCUCUCCUCCCUUCCAAGAAGGAUGGUUUCCAACUCAGGAAUGGCUCGAGUUAGACGAAGAUGAGCUUGGAGACAUGGACUAUGAGCCCAACGAUACUGACGAAAGAGACGACGAUUCCGAUAUCGAGCCGUAUGAUGAGGACGACAACGACGACUUAGAUCACAUCGAUGCCGAUGAUCCUCAUUUCAAUUCUCAACUACACUUAGGCAAUAUACAAAUCGAAUUCGCCAUGGAUGAGCCCCAUGCUAACAAUAAUGGUGGUGGGGAGACCCAAGGCGGUAGACAAAACAGAGUGUCUGCGGCACGGUUGCUAAAUUUACUUGCUUCCAACGGCUUGCGGCAUAUACUACAUUACAAUGGACUGCACGAGGCUUCACCUGGAGACGAUGCGGAUGAAGACUAUGAAUUCGGCUUCUUUGGAUAUCGUCGACGACCACGACGAUCAGGCCAAAGCCAACUGCCAAAAGUUCCCAGCGAUGAGGGCCAGCUAUUAAUGGGCUCGGGUGACUUUGGACGCAACACGAACUACGUCGAUCGACUCAAACGGCGGAACCAGGCUCUUGCUUCGAAGGUCAUGUGGCGGGAACUGGGAGUCAACCUGACUGGGACAAAUAGGCAGGACAUUCGGUCGAUGGCUCAGGGACUCAUCCCCAGCGCAGUGGCGGAUAAAGUCAUUCACUUCGACUCUCGCUGUUACUCAGGCCAGUUCUCAGACGACGGGAACUUUUUCUUCUGUUGUGCUCAGGACUUCAAGGUCCGAAUGUACGACACAUCUAAUCCCUUUGAGUGGAAAUACUACAAGACGGUGACCUAUCCAUUCGGACAAUGGACUAUCACCGACGCGAGCUUGAGUCCGGAUAACAAAUUUCUAGCAUAUACCUCAAUUCGAAAUCUUGUUUGUCUUGCACCCACUGAUCCGGCUGAUGAAGCAGAGCCAGCUGUUUUGGAUCUAUCUUCAAUACCUGGAAGACGACGGAUGCGUUUCAACGGGAACUCUCACUUUGGUAUUUGGUCAAUCCGGUUCUCGGGCGACGGUCGCGAGAUCGUGGCGGGCACGUCCGAUCAAUCCGUUAUAGUCUAUGACCUUGAAACACGCCAGUCGGUGUUGCGGUUACAGAACCACGAAGACGACGUCAACGCCGUUUGCUUUGGUGACCAAUCUUCGCCUCACAUUAUCUAUUCCGGAUCCGAUGACUCGACCCUUAGGGUUUGGGAUAGACGCUCCAUGGGCGACGGGCGCGAAGCCGGAGUGUUUAUGGGACAUACAGAAGGACUGACCUACGUUGACAGCAAAGGCGACGGACGUUACGUGUUGUCAAACGGCAAAGACCAGACGAUGAAGCUCUGGGAUCUGAGAAAAAUGAUGACUACAGCGAAGUUCGACACGAUCGAUUUCAAUAAUUUCACUACAGGUUUUGAUUACCGAUUCGAGACCUACCCUGAUGACUAUUAUGACCCUCAUCCACACGAUUGUUCGGUCGUUACAUACCGCGGUCAUCGGGUCCUCAAAACGUUGAUCCGCUGUCAUUUCUCGCCUCCCGACAGUACCAACUCACGGUACGUCUAUAGCGGAAGCGAGGAUGGCAAGGUGUAUGUGUAUAACAUGGAUGCGACGCUGGCGGGGAUAAUUGAUGUAGGGCAAGCCACCCACAAUUCGCGCCCGCUGGACCCAGAUAUGUCGACUGCUGCAUAUGAGAUACGUAGCAGCCGCAGCGACGUGCUGUGGAAGACAUGUGUUCGAGAUGCAAGUUGGCAUCCGAGCUGUCCAGUCAUGGCAGCGACGUCAUGGAAUGGCUGGGGUCUGUCUACCGGCACUUGCACCUUGCACACCUGGAAUGAUGGUGCCAGUUCCGACGAAGGAUCGCCUUUCUUAGGCAAGAAUUACGAUUCGAAAUUGAAGCCGGUGCCGGAAUUUGAUGAUUUUAAACAGACGAUGGCGGCAAUGACUCGAAGUCGGCCUGUUCAGAGAUCUCGCCUGGAUGAUGAACUCGCAUACGAAUUAUGGUAAAUUCAUCCUGAGGUAUAGUAUGUCAAAUAGAAGAAGAUAGGCUCUCUACGUCAUCUUGAAGAUGUUGUUUCGCCUCAUAUUGGAGCUCAUGGGAUCGUCUGGAAAAGCGAGUGUGCCUCGACACGUAAUCCACGAAGCACAGAUAGGAUAUCCAGUAGCUAGUCUACUGCUUAUUACAUAGGAUAUAUUACCUGGUUGGUAGGAG